AUUUAUGAAAUAUGAAUUAUAGUGGGAAUAAACAAACCCUAACAAUACUAGAAAUUUUGAUUACACGGACGAUUCAAGAUUUCCUGUUCGUCUUCGGAAGGCAGUUGAUCUUCUUUAUAUUUCAUGUCUCCAGUCCACCAAUUGAUUUAAUUACUCGACGUAACGUUAUCUUCAUCAAUUGCAAUUCCAUAUUCAGUUUCUUAAUCUUUCAAACCGACGGUGACCGACCAUGGAUGGCGGAGAAGCAAUUUGGAAAGAGAUCGAGCUUUCUGAGAGCUAUCUUGUCUCCGCCAUGUUCGAGGAAGCAGCAGGGCUAGCUUCCUCUGUUUUGAAGCGUAUUUCUCAAGACAAAAAUAUCUGUGAUAAUGAUAUGAUGGAAUGUGCUGGUAUGGUUUUAGUUCAAGCUUUGAGGGAACAUGGAAGGACAUCACGUAUAGUGGAUGAGCUCAAAGUAUCAUUUCCCUCCAUUGAAGCCAUCCCUCAUCUAGUUCUUUUCACUGGGGCAUGUUUCGAGAUCUCGGAAGGUCUUUCUGAUAUGCGAUGUAUUCUAGAAGAGUUCCUUAGCAAGUGGAGUUUAUUGAAUGAAGAAAUAUAUGUUCUUGUUGGCUCAAGAAAUAUUGAUGAACAUGUUGAUGGGCAGGCUCAGUUGACUGUUGAUGAAUAUCUCCAAAUUGUUCAUGUUUACCUCAAGAUGCUCAUAGAGAUAGGUUUGAAGGAUGUGGAUCUUGCUGUUUCUUGGGUUGAGAAAGCUGCUUUACCUGAGGAAAAGCGUCAGGUACUGUUGAGGUGGCUAGACAACCAGGAGUCUCGGAAAGCUGCCAGUUUGUCACAAUCACCCUCUUCAUCUUUGUUUAAAGAUGACUAUAAAACACAUUUAUCUUCUUCAGAAGGACUUCAAGUAGCAAGAGCUUCAAAAACAGCCUUAGACCUUGGAUAUCAUCAAGAUGGAGGGAGUGCUAACAGAGAAACGGUUCUAAGACUACAUAAACUUACAAAAUCAUCGUUUUGGCCGUUCCGUACCAUAACAUUGAAGUUUGGACAUAUUCGUCUCGUCAUAUCCACCAGUAGGAUUUUGCUUAGCUGUUUGCUAGUUCUAAUUUAUUAUCUGAUGCGAAGGAAACUAACCACUUUGAAGAGGAUGGCUCAAAAACAAGGUUUGUCCAUGAAGAAAGCAGUGGUAGACUUGUGGCAGCUUGCAUUUUCAUAUCAAGUUAACCCUUUAGCCAUUGCUCAACCCCUUUCUGGAGCAGCUCGUGGAGUCUCAUAAUUCUUUUAAAACCAUAUUUGUUUUCUGUUAAUUAAUAUAAAGCAGCAUUUACAAGCAUUUUUCUUUAAAUGGGAAUUCUGUUCCCUUUGCUUCAUUGUGCUGCAGAAUCUGAUGAUGAAUAAAAUUAAGUUAAAGCUUACUGAGCUUACUGUUUGAAGAUU
Benincasa hispida (wax gourd) is the source of this 1428-nucleotide messenger RNA. It is a transcript of the gene APEM9, whose product is annotated as 3-phosphoinositide-dependent protein kinase-1. Gene Ontology annotation, biological process: peroxisomal membrane transport. NCBI's taxonomy places the organism in Eukaryota, Viridiplantae, Streptophyta, Magnoliopsida, Cucurbitales, Cucurbitaceae. The record is from RefSeq and is a predicted model, not a curated record.